Molecule: messenger RNA, 1097 nt
Organism: Trichobilharzia szidati
Lineage: Eukaryota; Metazoa; Platyhelminthes; Trematoda; Strigeidida; Schistosomatidae
Source: the annotation of a GenBank genome assembly
UUGCAUUCUUAUUUUUCUGAUAGAAUGCAGUAUACUGCAUAUAAUGGCAAAUCUUCUUCUCCUUUGCUUACAAAAGCCGGUGUUCCUCAAGGUGCCGUCCUCUCUCCCUUUCUUUUUUCUUUCUUCUUACAUGACCUGCCACAUUUAAACGAAACCAAUUUUGUCAAAUAUGCUGAUGAUCUGACUGUAUCACUGCCUAUCACUUCUGAGUCUGACUGCUCCAAACUUAAUAGCUUUUUGUUGGACAUCAGCAUGUGGUCUAAGUCAAAUGGUCUUAUGUUAAAUCCUUCCAAAUGUCAGGCAGUUAACUUUACCUUCAACCAUCGACGUGACAUACAUGAACUAGUUAGUUCCCAUGAUGCCUGUAGCAUAGAUGGUACAGAAAUUGAAACCAAAUCAAGCAUUAAAUACCUUGGAUUAGUUCUUUCCUCGGACCUUUCAUGGUCAUCUCACAUUUUAUUGGUCUCUAAGAAAAUGUUUCGUCUUACCUUCUACAUUAAAAAGUUAAGACAACAAGGUAUCAGCCAACCUUUAGUUCUGCGAUUUUUAAACUCCUGUAUUUUACCCAUUUUACUUUAUUGUUCUCCAUUAAUCUUUCCUGGGCUUCUUAAAAAAGACUAUGCCGUAUUACGAAGGGUAUUAAAUGCUGUGAGUAGGGCUUGUGGUUUGCCACUGCGUGAUCUCGCCAAUACCAUAGUCGAGAGACACGUAAAUUCCUGUAAAAAUUGGGCAAAGGCCGUACUGUCAGACCCUCUGCACCCUCUUUAUUCACAAUUAUCCCCUUGUAUCUCAUCAGGUAGAACGAGAAGUCAAUAUAAGAAAUUAUAUGCUCGUACCACUAAGUACAAAAAUUCUACAAUACCGUACUUAGCCCGUAUUUUAUGUGAUGAAGACACUGUUAGACGUGAAACAUAUAAGUUACUAUGUAAUUAGCAUAGUGAAUCGACCCUUUCAUUGUUCAUCUUUCUGUAAUUCUAUGGUGUCACCCUUUCUAUCGUUUAAUUAUAACUUUGCUAUUUUUAUUUUAGUUGUUAUUACUAUUAUUACUAUAAUUUUAUAUUUUUCUCCUUAUCCUAUACUGUAAUUGCUACAUAGCU